This is a messenger RNA of Durotheca rogersii, 1506 nucleotides long. RefSeq names its product histidine phosphatase superfamily. The coding region runs from base 1 to 1506 and encodes 501 amino acids. NCBI's taxonomy places the organism in Eukaryota, Fungi, Ascomycota, Sordariomycetes, Xylariales, Xylariaceae. The record is from RefSeq and is a predicted model, not a curated record. Gene Ontology annotation, biological process: dephosphorylation. The transcript has 7 exons. Gene Ontology annotation, molecular function: phosphatase activity.
AUGACGCCCAUCCCCAGCACAACAAUGGCCCCGGCCUGUCCAGGCGGGAUGAAUAUCGAGCAAGUGCAGAUUCUCGUCCGUCAUGGCGAGCGAAGCCCAAUAUGGGCCCGCUUUCAGAAUACUGGGUUGUCUCCCUAUUGGCCGUAUUGCAGCGCCGCUCAGCGGUUCACCCAGGUUGUCAUGGCUACCCAGGAUGGCUCCAGAUGGGAAACUACGACUUGGAAGAGACGCCUAGAGACGUCUGGGCCCGGCGGGCGACCGAUUCCCGCGCAGGGAGCAGGCGGCGAGACCAGCAGCAUCUGUAUGCCUGGAGAGCUCACCGACAGAGGACGGGAAACCUCACUUGCCUUCGGCAAGUGGUUACGCCGGCUCUACGUCGAUCAGCUGGGCUUAUUGCCAGAGCAUCUAUCAGAUGCUACAAUGCUCUAUAUCCGAACAACGGAGGUGCCGCGAGUCGUCGAGUCGGUGCAGCAGAUCUUACACGGCCUGUAUUCCUCGGGUACAAACCGAACGUCGGCUCCCUGGGAUAUUGCUAUGCGCUCACGGGCCGAGGAGACGCUGCUCCCAAACACCAAAUCAUGUGCUAGACUCGCCGAGCUUACCAGAGCAUUUUCUCAGGCGGCCGCAGAGAAGUGGAACGGAAGCGACGACAUGAGGUAUCUGUCUGAAAAGCUGGGCAAAUGGAUGCCUGGUAAUAAGGUCUUGGCUGUAGACUCUCGGCCUAGUUUGUCGGCUGUCAUGGACUCUAUCAACGCAACACUUGCCCAUGGGCCCGACACCCGGCUUCCCGACGAAUUUUACGACGAACGAGUUCGCAAAGUCAUCGACCGCAUCGUAAUCGACGAGAAGUUUGGCGGCUAUGGUACCUCUCGCGAACUACGAAUGCUUGGCGUAGGCCAGUUGGUGGGAGAUCUGGUCCUGAAGAUGGUUGACCAAACAGAGUGGAACCGGAGACACGACACGCUGCGAGACCCUACCGUACAACCAAGCGCCCCGCCCAGGCUAUCCCUCUUAGGUUGUCACGACCGCACCAUCGGCGUAGUUCUAGCAAGCCUUGGGUGUCUUGAUAGCAACGAGAAAUGGCCGCCCUUUACUAGCCACAUUAUCUUUGAACUGCUUCGCAAGAAACGGACACCUUCCCCGAGUAUGAAUGAAGGUGGUCGGUGGGGGCUAUGGGGGGGUGCUACCACUGGCUUGAUUCUAACCACGGAUCAGGGAGACACGGGCGAGCCGCGAGGCGUCGGGCGACAACCAGUCGAGAAACUCACGACGGAGGUACAGGAUCUUGACGAAUACUUUGUGAGAGUCAGAUAUAACGACCGCAUCAUGACGAUCCCCGGAUGUCGAGCGGAAGGGAAGCAUUUUGAUAGGGAUGAAAGUCUCUGCACGCUGUCGGCAUUCAGGUCUAUUGUACACAAGUUUACUCCUAGAAGUUGGAAACGCGCGUGUAACUCUAAUUUGGGUGCUUCACCGACCACGAUGAGCAAUGAACCGGCCGGAUAUUAG